This is a messenger RNA of Ustilaginoidea virens, 1233 nucleotides long. RefSeq lists its product as uncharacterized. Lineage: Eukaryota; Fungi; Ascomycota; Sordariomycetes; Hypocreales; Clavicipitaceae. The record is from RefSeq and is a predicted model, not a curated record. The transcript has a single exon. The coding region runs from base 1 to 1233 and encodes 410 amino acids.
AUGGCCAACAUCGAAACCAGCUUUCAAGCCGCCAUCGACGCGGGCAAAAUCCACGGCGCUGUCCUCUGCGCGACAGACUCCAGGGGCAACUUCGCCUUCAACAAGGCCAUCGGCCAUCGCACCCUCCUGUCAGGGGAGAAGAAGCCGCUGCAGCUCGAUGACGUGCUCUACUUGGCCUCUGCAUCCAAGCUAAUCACCACCAUCGCCGCGCUCCAGUGCGUCCAAGACGGGCUCCUGACUCUAGAGGGCGACCUGUCGCCGAUUGCCCCCGAGCUUGCCUCCAAACAAGUCCUCAAGGGAUUCAAGGAUGACGCAGACGAAACCCCCAUCUUGGAGCCGGCUGAUGGGCCCAUCACGCUGGAAAUGCUCGUGACUCACAGCGCCGGCGUAGCCUACGACUUCCUCACCCCUCCCCUUGCCAAGUGGAAGGCGAAGCACGCUCCUGCGGACCAAGAACAGGGACAACGCAGGACCGUGGAGGAGGCCUUCCUUCACCCUCUUCACCAUCAGCCCGGGGGAGGAUGGAUGUACGGCCCCGGGCUUGAUUGGGCCGGACGCAUCGUCGAGCGCGUGACCGGUCAGACCUUGGGUCAACAUGUCCGAGAGCGGAUCCUCGCUCCCUUUGGAGUCGACGACGCGGAAUUCUACCCCGUAACAAGAGACGACCUCCGCGCCCGUCUCGUGGAUUUGAACCCCGACGACCCGGACGCAACGGGCCGUGCCGUCUUGGGAGGCACGGGGGCGCUGAAUCUGCGCGCCAAGGGCGCCUUUGGUGGCCACGGCUUGUUCAUGUCGGCGACGAGCUACGUCAAAAUCCUGCAGUCGCUGCUAGCCAACGACGGGAAGCUACUGAGCCGCCAAAUGGUGGAUACCAUGUUUGAGAAUCACCUCACGCCGGCAUCCGCGACGGCGCUGCAGGCUGCGCUGGAGGGCCCCCUGGGGAUGUUUUUCAGGGUGGGGGUCGACUCGGAGACCACCAAGACGGGCUAUGGCCUGAGUGGCUUGCUGACGCUGGAGGAUGCGGAGGGCUGGUAUGGAUCGCAUACGCUUUCGUGGGGCGGAGGGCUGACGCUGGCGUGGUUUAUUGACCGGAAAAAUGACUUGUGUGGGAUCGGCGCGGUGCAGACGACCUUGCCGGUUGAUGGGGAUGUCGUGGCGGAUCUGAAGCAGGUUUUCAGGAAGGGCGUGUACCACAAGAGGGCCGAGUGGGAGGAGGACAGGCGGAGGACAUGA